AUGCCACAAAACGAGUAUGUGGAGGAGGCAAUAAAAAAGUAUGGCAGGCCACUGGACUAUGAAGUAAAGAAGGCAAAGAGGGAGGCAAGAAUGGAGAAGAUAAUCGCCAAGAAGGUAGUCAUGCUCACUGGAAUAAAAGCUAAGCUUUUCAAGAAGAAGAUGCAAGCAGAAAAAGUACAGCUAAAGAAGAAUAUAAAGCUGAAGGAUACAAAAAAAGCACAUGCCAAGUCAGAAACUACAGCGGAGGCCCUUCCCGCAUUCCUGCUCGAUAGAGAAAAUGAUCAUGCCAAGAAGCUUAGCUCGAAAAUAAAACAGAAGAGGCAGGAGAAGGCAGCUAAGUACACUGUUCCAAUAGCUAAAGUUGAGGGAUUGAGUGAGGCCGAGGUGUUUGGUGUGGUGGCAUCAGGAAAAAGAAAGAACAAGCACUGGAAGAGAAUAGUAAACAGGCCCUGCUUCGUGGGGAAUGAUUUUACAAGAAAGGCACCCAAGUUUGAAAAAUUUAUUAGGCCCAUGAGCAUGAGAUUUGCCACAGCGCAUGUGUCUCAUCCUGAACUUAAGACAACAUUUAGACUGUCUAUUUUAUCAGUGAAGAGGAACCCGCAUUCUGAAGUGUUUACUGGCCUGGGCGUGCUUAGCAAAGGCACGAUUAUUGAAGUCAAUGUCAGCGAGCUUGGAAUUGUUGAUGGCAGUGGGCAAGUUGUAUGGGGAAAGUAUGCGCAAGUAACGAACAAUCCUGAAAAUGAUGGAUGUGUAAAUGCAAUACUAUUGGUCUAG
This is a messenger RNA of Vittaforma corneae ATCC 50505, 774 nucleotides long. RefSeq lists its product as uncharacterized. Gene Ontology annotation, cellular component: nucleolus; preribosome, large subunit precursor. The transcript has a single exon. Lineage: Eukaryota; Fungi; Microsporidia; Nosematidae. Gene Ontology annotation, biological process: maturation of LSU-rRNA; maturation of 5.8S rRNA. The coding region runs from base 1 to 774 and encodes 257 amino acids. The record is from RefSeq and is a predicted model, not a curated record.